This is a messenger RNA of Odobenus rosmarus divergens (Pacific walrus), 1442 nucleotides long. It is a transcript of the gene AGPAT4, whose product is annotated as 1-acylglycerol-3-phosphate O-acyltransferase 4. The record is from RefSeq and is a predicted model, not a curated record. NCBI's taxonomy places the organism in Eukaryota, Metazoa, Chordata, Mammalia, Carnivora, Odobenidae. The transcript is spliced from 9 exons. The coding region runs from base 153 to 1289 and encodes 378 amino acids. Gene Ontology annotation, molecular function: 1-acylglycerol-3-phosphate O-acyltransferase activity. Gene Ontology annotation, cellular component: mitochondrial outer membrane; endomembrane system.
UCUGCACCCCAGCCUGCUCCCUUUCAGUUUCUGAUUUCUAAGCCCAUGUGGCAGGGGCCGCCAGAAAAGGAGACGCUUUCCCGAGUGCCGGGCCUUUUUCCCCCUCUGGAAGUAUUCCCCUGUGAGUAUUUGAAUAAAAGCAACCACACGCCAUGGACCUCAUCGGGUUGCUGAAAUCUCAGUUCCUGUGCCAUCUCGUCUUCUGUUACGUGUUUAUCGCCUCAGGGCUAAUAAUAAACACCAUUCAGCUCUUCACUCUCCUUCUCUGGCCAAUUAACAAGCAGCUCUUCAGGAAGAUCAACUGCAGACUUUCCUACUGCGUCUCCAGCCAGCUGGUGAUGUUGCUGGAGUGGUGGUCGGGCACGGAGUGCGUCAUCCACACAGACCCCCAGGCCUACCCCAAGUAUGGAAAGGAAAAUGCCAUCGUGGUUCUGAACCACAAGUUUGAGAUUGACUUUCUCUGUGGUUGGAGCCUGGCCGAACGCUUUGGGGUGUUAGGGGGCUCCAAAGUCCUGGCCAAGAAGGAGCUGGCCUACGUCCCGAUCAUUGGCUGGAUGUGGUACUUCACAGAGAUGGUCUUCUGCACACGCAAGUGGGAACAAGACCGCAAGACUGUCUCAAAGAGCUUACUGCGCCUCCGGGAUUACCCCGAGAAGUAUUUUUUCCUGAUUCACUGUGAGGGCACUCGGUUCACGGAGAAGAAGCACCAGAUCAGCAUGCAGGUGGCCCAAGCCAAGGGGCUGCCCAGCCUCAAGUACCACCUGCUGCCACGCACCAAAGGCUUCGCCAUCACUGUGAGGAGUUUGAGAAAUGUAGUUUCAGCUGUAUAUGACUGUACACUCAAUUUCAGAAAUAAUGAAAAUCCAACACUGUUGGGGGUCCUAAAUGGGAAGAAAUAUCAUGCUGAUUUAUAUGUCAGGCGGAUUCCUCUAGAAGAAGUCCCCGAAGAGGAGGACGAGUGUUCAGCCUGGCUCCACAAACUCUACCAGGAGAAGGAUGCCUUCCAGGAGGAGUACUACAGGACGGGCACCUUCCCAGAGACACCCAUGGUGCCCCCCCGGCGGCCCUGGACGCUCAUCAACUGGUUGUUCUGGGCCUCCCUACUGCUCUACCCUUUCUUCCGGUUCCUCACCAACAUGAUCAGCAGCGGGUCUUCCCUGACCCUGGCCAGCUUCGCCCUCGUCUUCUUUGUGGCUUCUAUGGGAGUUCGAUGGAUGAUCGGUGUGACAGAAAUCGACAAGGGCUCUGCCUACGGCAACAUCGACAGCAAGCAGAAACGGAGCGACUGACCCCAGACACAUGAGCGCCCAGAGGGGCCCUUGGGGACUGGUGGACACUGCCAGCCACCCUUAGUGGGACCCGGGGACAAAGCAGGGCGAGCCCCUGCUGGGCAGGCAGUUCGGUCCCCAUGCCAGAUGGGGAGGAAGAUGUUCUUAAAUCUU